This is a messenger RNA of Colletes gigas, 595 nucleotides long. RefSeq lists its product as uncharacterized. The coding region runs from base 67 to 519 and encodes 150 amino acids. Gene Ontology annotation, molecular function: odorant binding. The transcript is spliced from 5 exons. Lineage: Eukaryota; Metazoa; Arthropoda; Insecta; Hymenoptera; Colletidae. The record is from RefSeq and is a predicted model, not a curated record.
CCGCGUAACGCGAGUUUCAUUUCGUCAGAAAAAUUCAAACGUUGAAGAGUUCUCUGUGCUUGAAUCAUGAAGACUUUGGCAUUGCUAUUGUGUCUCUUUUACAGCCAUGUAAUCGUGGCUCAAGCUACAGUUGAAUCGUUCGCAGAGAAGAUAGAUUUUUCUGUGGAGAAUGUGACGAUAUGCACCGAGCGUUCGGGAGUAACAGUCGAGGAAUUGGAGGAUGUUGAAAAACAGGCACUUGAAAAUGGCGAAAAAAAUGUGUCAGAAGACAUGAAAAAGAUUGGAUGCUUUUGGGCAUGUCUUAUGCAACAACAAGGCGCGAUGACAGGAUCUACUAUCAACGGCGAUCAAAUGACCAAAUAUAUUCGUAAAUUUGGUGAAAAAUAUGGUGACGAGGAUAUAAACUCUGACUUGGACAAGUUGGUAGAAGAUUGUGCAAAUUCUGUGAAAGACAUAGAUGACGAAUGCCAAGCCAUUAUGAGCUUCCACAUGUGCACAGCUAACUCUAGGAGUCCUUGAAUGGAAAUGAACCGUAUAUGAAUUAUAAUACGCAAUAAUGGUGUGAUUUGUAGCAAAUAAACAGUAGAUAUUGUAU